UGACCGUGGCGAGGGCCCGCCUCCCAUCCCGGAAGGAGGCGUGAGCAUGGAGCCUGCCACGACUGUCCAGCGCCCGGCCGGUGCAGCUGCCUAGGGCGCCCCGGGGGCUCCGUGGGAGCGCGCCUGUCGCGCGGCUCCGGGGACUGGGGGGGCCAGGCGCUGCGCGGAUGGCCCUGCUCCAGCGGCCGGUGCUUGCUCUCCUCCUCCUCCUCCUGACCAGCGAGCUCAGGUGCCAGGAGCAAGCCCAGCCCACCGACUGGAGGGCCACCCUGAAGACCAUCCGGAAUGGCGUUCACAAGAUCGACACGUACCUGAACGCCGCCCUGGACCUCCUGGGAGGCGAGGACGGGCUCUGCCAGUAUAAGUGCAGUGACGGAUCUAAGCCUUUCCCACGUUAUGGUUUUAAGCCCUCCCCGCCGAAUGGAUGUGGCUCUCCACUAUUUGGUGUUCAUCUUAACAUCGGCAUCCCUUCCCUGACAAAGUGCUGCAACCACCACGACAGGUGCUACGAGACCUGUGGCAAAAGCAAGAACGACUGUGACGAGGACUUCCAGUAUUGCCUGUCCACGAUCUGCCGAGAGGUGCAGAAAACGCUGGGACUGGCUCAGCACGUUCAGGCAUGUGAAACAACAGUGGAGCUCUUGUUUGACAGUGUUAUACAUUUAGGCUGUAAACCAUACCUGGACAGCCAACGAGCCGCCUGUAGGUGUCGCUACGAAGAAAAAACUGAUCUUUAAAGAAGAUGCUGCCAGGUGGUGACAGCAGAUGAGGAUGGAAGAACAUAACCUUUGGCAAAGAACUAAGGUUUUCACAACAUAAAGCUGCCUUAUUUCUGUGAAAGGAUUAUUUUAAGACCUUAUUUUGACAUUAAAACUUCAAACUAAAGAACAAGUGGGGAAGUUUAUGUUCCUGGACGUUGCUGCCUUAGUGUGCGAGAUUGUCUUGUCCAAUGUCAGAGAGAGCUGCAUUUUGUUAAGGGGACAAUUUUUUUAAAGAAAGAGUCUGUAACUUCGUUUUCACAAACAUUAUUUAUAAAACAAAUGAGGUCAAAUUCAUUAUAAGGUAUGUUCAACAUAUCUUGCUUGGAAAUAUGGGGAGAUCUUCACUCAGAAGUAUAUUUGUUUACUAUAAAAUUUUAAAUAUACAUUUAUACCUGGAAAGAUCUAUUUUUUCUCUAUUUUAAUUAACACAUAAGAAGCUGUUUUUCUGUAGCCCACUGAGCAUAUGAAUAAGUCACACUUCCACUACUGAUGGGACUAGUUACAAGGACAAGGUUUCCAUUGUUCUGUUGUAAAAUUGGAACCAUCAGCUGGUAACCUCUUAGGGAACAAAACCAGGAUAUCUAGGUAUUAUGCAAUAUGCUUAGAAGGUGACAUGAACAAAAUUCAGAAGCACAGCCACUCUCAUUUUAUGAACCACUCAUAGGACAAAUGUCAUAUUUUGCUAUAACCUUUGCCUAGACUGGAGAAAAGAUGGGAUUAACGAGACAAAUGCAAAGUUGUUUAACAUACACAUCAGAGCACUAUAUGCUGUGAUGCUUUGGUGUUUAUUUCUAGCACUUGCUCCUCAUAGUAUAAUAGAUUCUGG
Messenger RNA from Rhinolophus ferrumequinum (greater horseshoe bat), 1587 nucleotides. It is a transcript of the gene PLA2G12A, whose product is annotated as phospholipase A2 group XIIA. The record is from RefSeq and is a predicted model, not a curated record. NCBI's taxonomy places the organism in Eukaryota, Metazoa, Chordata, Mammalia, Chiroptera, Rhinolophidae. The transcript is spliced from 4 exons. Gene Ontology annotation, molecular function: A2-type glycerophospholipase activity; calcium ion binding. Gene Ontology annotation, cellular component: extracellular region. Gene Ontology annotation, biological process: phospholipid metabolic process; arachidonate secretion; lipid catabolic process. Bases 168 to 737 code for a protein of 189 amino acids.